This is a messenger RNA of Closterium sp. NIES-65, 1185 nucleotides long. Lineage: Eukaryota; Viridiplantae; Streptophyta; Zygnematophyceae; Desmidiales; Closteriaceae. The record is from the annotation of a GenBank genome assembly.
AUGGCUGCCCGUGCCUGUGCUGCCUGUUGCUGCCUGUGCUUGUGCUGCCUGUUGCUGCCCGUGCCUGUGCUGCCCGUUGCCGCCCUUUGCUGCCCGUGCCUGUGCUGCCUGUUGCUGCCCGUGCCUGUGCUGCCUGUUGCCGCCCGUUUCUGCCCGUGCCUGUGCUGCCCGUUGCCGCCCGUUGCUGCCCGUGCCUGUGCUGCCUGUUGCCGCCCUUUGCUGCCCGUGCCUGUGCCGCCCGUUGCCGCCCGUUGCUGCCCGUGCCUGUGCUGCCCGUUGCCGCCCGUUGCUGCCCGUGCCUGUGCUGCCUGUUGCCGCCCAUUGCUGCCCGUGCCUGUGCUGCCUGUUGCUGCCCGUGCCUGUGCUGCCUGCUGCCGCCCGUUGCUGCCCGUGCCUGUGCUGCCCGUUGCCGCCCGUUGCUGCCCGUGCCUGUGCUGCCCGUUGCCGCCCGUUGCUGCCCGAGCCUGUGCUGCCUGUUGCUGCCCGUGCCUGUGCUGCCUGUUGCCGCCCGUUGCUGCCCGUGCCUGUGCUGCCCGUUGCCGCCCGUUGCUGCCCGUGCCUGUGCUGCCCGUUGCCGCCCGUUGCUGCCCAUGCCUGUGCUGCCUGUUGCCGCCCGUUGCUGCCCAUGCCUGUGCUGCCUGUUGCCGCCCGUUGCUGCUCGUGCCUGUGCCGCCGUUGCCGCCCGUUGCUGCCCGUGCCUAUGCUGCCCGUUGCCGCCCGUUGGUGCCCGUGCCUGUGCUGCCUGUUGCUGCCCGUUGCUGCCCGUGCCUGUGCUGCCCGUUGCCGCCUGUUGCUGCUUGUUGCUGCCCGUGCCUGUGCUGCCUGUUGCCGCCCGUUGCUGCCCGUGCCUGUGCUGCCCGUUGCUGCCCGUUGCUGCCCGUGCCUGUGCUGCCCGUUGCUGCCAGUGCUGCCCGUUGCUGCCACUGCCUGUGCUGCCUGUUGCAGCCCGUUGCUGCCCAUGCUUGUGCCGCCCGUUGCCGCCCGUUGCUGCCCGUUGCCGCCCGUUGCUGCCCGUGCCUGUGCUGCCUGUUGCCGCCCGUUGCUGCUCGUGCCUUUGCUGCCUGUUGCUGCCCUGCUUCUGCCUACGCCCUCGUGCGCUCUACUGCUGCCCGCGCCCUCGUGCGCCCUGCUGCUGCCCGCGCCCUUGUGCGCUCUGCUAUGCAGCACGCCGCACCAUUACCCUGA